Molecule: messenger RNA, 2716 nt
Organism: Brassica napus (rape)
Lineage: Eukaryota; Viridiplantae; Streptophyta; Magnoliopsida; Brassicales; Brassicaceae
Product: ATP synthase subunit beta, chloroplastic-like
Exons: 1
Coding region: 898-2277 (459 amino acids)
Biological process (GO): proton motive force-driven mitochondrial ATP synthesis; proton transmembrane transport
Cellular component (GO): chloroplast thylakoid membrane
Molecular function (GO): ATP hydrolysis activity; ATP binding; proton-transporting ATP synthase activity, rotational mechanism
Source: RefSeq, a predicted model, not a curated record
ACAUAAUCCCUCCCUACAAGUCAUGAAUUUAGAUUCUUGCAAUAAAACAAAACAACAAGUCUACUCGACAUAAAUUAGGAAUAGAUUUAAUUAACCUUUUCACAGGAAUCUUUCACAAAAUUAUCAACUAAUCAGAAUGAUUCUUUAUUAGACCAUGAUAUUGAUUCGCCAAAUACAUCAUUAUUGUAUAUUCUUUCAUAUGUAUAGCGCAACCUAAUACUUGUUUUUCCAGUUUUGAAUCUUUGACUUUUAUAAAUCGAAAUAUUUAAUAUUAAAAUAAUAAUAAAAUCACUCUUGACAGUAAUAUAUGUUGUAUAUGUAAAUCCUAGAUAUGACAAUAUGCGGAAUUCAUCCAUGAAAUGAAAAACAAGGGGGGUUGAUAUCGAUGGGACGCAUAACCGGAUAUGCUAAAAUGAAAAUAUGAAAAAAAAAAGGCUAAUGAGAUCGAAAUAAUGAAUCAUAAAUAGAGUUCCAUUUCGGAAUUGGCUAGAUAAAACAAAGUCUUGCCUAUUAUGACAAAUAAAUCAAAGACUUUCCACAAAAAUUUUUUAUUCAUAUAUUUUUUAUUUUAAAACUAGGUUUUGGUUAGUUGAGCUUGAAAACGACUAUUCCUUCAUUGAAAUUUAAUUAAGUAAAAAAUUGAAUUGCAUAUUCGCUUGGGUGGUACCAAUGAAAUCGAGUGCUUACUCCCAUUUAUUAUUGAAUUAACCAAUGAAUUUACUAUCGAAGAUUUUUUCUGUAUUCGAAAAAUUUCGCAACAAAAUUGAACAUAUUUUUUAUUAUGAGAAUAAAUCCUACUACUUCGGAUCCAGCGGUUUCAAUACGUGAAAAAACAACCUGGGACGUAUUGCCCAAAUCAUUGGUCCGGUACUGGAUGUAGCCUUUCCCCCGGGCAAGAUGCCUAAUAUUUACAAUGCUCUGGUGGUUAAGGGUCGAGAUACGCUUGGUCAAGAAAUUAAUGUGACUUGUGAAGUACAGCAAUUAUUAGGAAACAACCGAGUUAGAGCUGUAGCUAUGAGCGCGACCGAGGGUUUAAAGAGAGGGAUGGACGUGGUUGAUAUGGGAAAUCCUCUAAGUGUUCCAGUCGGCGGAGCGACUCUAGGACGAAUUUUCAAUGUACUUGGGGAACCUGUUGAUAAUUUAGGUCCUGUCGAUACUCUCACAACAUCUCCUAUCCAUAAAUCCGCGCCUGCUUUUAUAGACUUAGAUACAACCUUAUCUAUUUUUGAAACAGGAAUUAAAGUAGUAGAUCUUUUGGCCCCUUAUCGUCGUGGGGGAAAAAUCGGACUAUUCGGUGGGGCUGGCGUGGGUAAAACAGUACUAAUUAUGGAAUUGAUCAACAACAUUGCCAAAGCUCAUGGUGGUGUAUCCGUAUUUGGUGGAGUAGGCGAACGAACUCGUGAAGGAAAUGAUCUUUACAUGGAAAUGAAAGAAUCUGGAGUCAUUAAUGAACUAAACCUUGCGGACUCCAAAGUAGCCCUAGUCUACGGUCAGAUGAAUGAACCGCCGGGAGCUCGUAUGAGAGUUGGUCUGACUGCCUUAACUAUGGCAGAAUAUUUCCGAGAUGUUAAUGAGCAAGACGUACUUCUAUUUAUCGACAAUAUCUUCCGUUUUGUACAAGCAGGAUCCGAGGUAUCCGCUUUAUUGGGUAGAAUGCCUUCUGCUGUGGGUUACCAACCCACCCUUAGUACCGAAAUGGGUUCUUUACAAGAAAGAAUUACUUCUACGAAAAAAGGGUCCAUAACCUCUAUUCAAGCAGUUUAUGUACCUGCAGACGAUUUGACUGACCCUGCUCCUGCCACCACAUUUGCACAUUUAGAUGCGACUACCGUACUAUCAAGAGGAUUAGCUGCUAAAGGUAUCUAUCCAGCGGUAGAUCCUUUAGAUUCAACGUCAACUAUGCUACAACCUCGAAUCGUUGGCGAGGAACAUUAUGAAACUGCGCAACAAGUAAAGCAAACUUUACAACGUUACAAGGAGCUUCAGGACAUUAUAGCUAUCCUGGGGUUGGACGAAUUAUCCGAAGAGGAUCGCUUAACCGUCGCAAGAGCACGAAAGAUUGAGCGUUUCUUAUCACAACCUUUUUUCGUAGCAGAAGUAUUUACAGGUUCUCCGGGAAAAUAUGUUGGGCUAGCGGAAACAAUUAGAGGGUUUAAUUUGAUCCUUUCCGGAGAAUUUGAUUCUCUUCCUGAACAGGCCUUUUACUUAGUGGGUAACAUCGAUGAAGCUACUGCGAAGGCUACGAACUUAGAAAUGGAGAGUAAAUUGAAGAAAUGACCUUAAAUCUUUGUGUACUGACUCCGAAUCGAAUUGUUUGGGAUUCAGAAGUAAAAGAAAUCAUUUUAUCUACUAAUAGUGGACAAAUUGGCGUAUUACCAAAUCACGCGCCGAUUGCCACAGCUGUUGAUAUAGGUAUUUUGAAAAUACGCCUUAAUAACCAAUGGUUAACAAUGGCUCUGAUGGGCGGUUUUGCUAGAAUAGGCAAUAAUGAAAUUACUAUUUUAGUAAAUGAUGCAGAGAAGAAUAGUGACAUUGAUCCACAAGAAGCUCAGCAAACUCUUGAAAUAGCAGAGGCGAACUUGAGAAAAGCUGAAGGCAAGAGACAAACAAUUGAGGCUAAUCUAGCUCUCAGACGAGCUCGGACACGCGUCGAGGCUCUCAAUACGAUUUGAUUUUGUAACUAGCUGACGUAUAAAAAAAUAGGAUCCAAAAGCGA